Eriocheir sinensis (Chinese mitten crab) is the source of this 2968-nucleotide messenger RNA. Its product is annotated as facilitated trehalose transporter Tret1-like. The record is from RefSeq and is a predicted model, not a curated record. Gene Ontology annotation, biological process: carbohydrate transport; transmembrane transport. The coding region runs from base 195 to 2168 and encodes 657 amino acids. The transcript has 6 exons. Gene Ontology annotation, cellular component: membrane. Lineage: Eukaryota; Metazoa; Arthropoda; Malacostraca; Decapoda; Varunidae. Gene Ontology annotation, molecular function: sugar transmembrane transporter activity.
CGCCGAGUGCGGGGCACCAAAAGUGGGGAAGCCGUGGCGGUGAACGGACGUGUGCCAGGAGUGUUGUGCGAGAUCGAGAGUCUCAGUCGAGCCGCGGGAGUGAGUAGACGUGCAGCGCGCCGAGAGGCGUCGACAAGUGUUUGUGUGUGACCGAGGCGGCGGGGCGAAGCGUCCCUCCAGUGACGGCCGCCAGCAUGGAUCACGACAGAGGCAGCACCCAGCACGUCGCCUUCCACAUGGAGGACGUGACCAACGUUAUCCGGGAGGAGGAUGAAGAGGAGGAGGAGGGGGCGGGAGAACACGAUGGAGACGAAGACCAGAAGACGCCCUUCACAGCCAAUGGCCAUACAAGCACCAAAGAGACGGGCGCAGAGCGGGACCAGCUGCCCUUCCUCAAGGCUCGCCAAGGGCGGUACUCAGUCGUCUCCGCCCAAGGCUUCGUCAUGUCUUCGCGGCCAUCCUUCGGCGGUAUGUCCUCGAGGCCCUCCUUCGGCGGCCUCUCCUCGCGGCCGUCGUUCCAGGGGCUGUCAUCGAGGCCCUCCAUGGCGUCGCUCCGCUCCACGAUCUCGCGGGUCAACAGCGAACUCUACCCCGAGCGAGGCUCCUUCGUGGCCUUUAGCCUCGGCCAAUCCUUCGCCGACAUCCCGCCGCUGGCCCGCAAGAUGUACAUCAUCACGCAGGUGCUGGCGGCGCUGUCGGUCUCCAUGGGCUCAAUGGCAGUGGGUUUCACUGCGGCCUACACCUCCCCGGCGCUUGAAUCCCUCGACGCUGCCGCCAACGCCACUCUCGAAGCAAUGAACACCACCCUCGAGGACUUUAACUCCACCCUCGACGACGCCGCCAACCACCCGCUCAUGGUCACCGAGGAACAGAAGUCGUGGAUCGGCUCCCUCAUGCCCCUCAGCGCCCUCUUCGGGAGCAUCAUGGGCGGCUACCUCCUGGACGCCCUCGGCAGGAAGAUGGUGAUCCUUCUCUGCGGGCCGCCCUUCAUCGUUGCAUACCUUAUGAUCGGGUCGGCAGUCAACGUCGCGAUGAUCUACAUAGGGCGCGUCAUCGGCGGCCUCUGCGUCGGCCUCCUGACCCUCACGCUGCCCGUAUACCUCAGCGAGACCGUCCAGCCGGAGAUCCGUGGCAUCCUGGGGCUCCUACCGACCACCUUUGGGAACGCCGGCAUCCUCCUCUGCUUCUUGGUGGGGUCGAACGUGAACUGGUGGGUGUUGGCGUACGUGGGAGCCAUUGUGCCACUCAUCUUCACCACCAUGAUGUGCUUCGUGCCUGAGACCCCCCGCUGGUAUAUCUCCAAGGACCGCGUGGAGGACGCCCGCGCCGCCCUGCAGUGGCUUCGCGGCUCCUUCAAUGACGUGGAGUUCGAGCUCGAGGCCAUCCAGAUCAACUUCGAUAUGUCGAGCCAAAGCAAGUCCUCCGUGAUGGACGUGUUCACCCGGCGCCACAUCCGACCCUUCCUCCUCUCCAUGGGCCUCAUGCUCAUCCAACAGCUCUCGGGCAUCAACGCCGUCAUCUUCUACACGGUGGCCAUCUUCAAAAUGUCCGGGUCCGCCAUGAGCGAUCACCUUUCCACCAUCAUCGUGGGCGUCGUCAACUUGCUGUCCACCUUCGUCGCCAACGCCGUCAUCGACAAGGUGGGCCGCAAGGUGCUCGUCUACAUCUCCAGCGUCCUCAUGGUGGUCUCCCUCGUGUCCCUUGGCUCCUUCUUCGCCUUGAGGGACAAAGCCGAAAGUCUGACUGCUGACCACGUGGACUUCGCCUGGUGGGAAGCGUUGCUCGCCAACAUCUCGUGGCUGCCGCUGGUGAGCUUCAUGAUGUACGUGGUGGCCUUCUCCCUGGGCUGGGGACCCAUCCCCUGGCUCUUCAUGGGCGAGGCACUGCCGGCCAAGGUGCGUGGCCCCGCUGCUUCUAUGGUCACGGCGCUGAACUGGUCCUGCACCUUCAUCAUCACCAAGACGUUCCCUGGCAUGAUCGAGGUGCUUGGGCCGUCCAUCGUGUUCUUCAUGUUCUCCGGCAUCAUGGUGUUCGGCUUCUUUUACGCCUUGUUCCUGAUCCCGGAGACGAAAGGCAAGAUGUUGGAAGAGAUCGAAGAGGAGUUGUCGGGCAGGAAAAGUUCUCCUAACAGGAAGAUCAGCACCAUCUCCGGUCUCAAUAUGAAGUAACGGCAGCGCCCCUGAGCUCCCUACCCACACCCAGUCAGCCGCCUCUCCUGCGGAGGGGCUCGGUAUGGCUGCAGUAGACCAGCACGAAGUCUGAAAGCGGCUCAUGGGACAGCCCUAACCCAGCCGGAACGCGGGACACAUUCCUGCCGGCGGGUGUCGUGAAGGACAAGGAGGGCGAGGCGUCUGUCUCGAUGCGCGUGAUCCGUGGGGCCUCCGUGGCCAGUGUUGGCGCUGCAGGACACACAGGCGACUGCAGAACUCUGGAUGCUGCAGGGCGUGAAGGUGUGCUGGGUGGUGAAGGGUGGCAGGCGUUUUGAAGUACCAGUAACUGUACAUAUUGUUAAUUUCUCUCUUUUUACAUAUAAGUUUAUUAAGUGUUUGUUUUGUAUCAGUCACGUACACAGAUAUUAUUUAAGAGUGUCGUGUUACAUUAUGUUAGAUCGUACGCCCACCGUCGUGUGCACCCCGUCCACUCACCGUGUGUGUGUAUGUGUGUGUGUCGAGCAAUGACCAUUAUGUAUUGUACAAGACACUCAGUACCAGGUGUGUGCAUGGAUGGGUGGAUGGAUGGAUGGCAGGAAAGAUAUGAAUGGAUGAACCGAUAAUGGGAUGAAUGACUGGCAGGAUGUCGUUCCCUCGUCCACGGGGUUGGAGUCUCCCUGAGGUGAGUGGGGCCCAGCAGGACGGUGGUUGGUGGCCCCGCCGGCGGACGCUCUCCACUAAUGUUGAUUAUUGUGUUGUUUAUACUUGUUGAAGCCACAUCAAUACGUGUUCUUAUUAUUAUUAAAACUAUGAAAUGA